Messenger RNA from Exaiptasia diaphana, 4516 nucleotides. RefSeq lists its product as uncharacterized. The transcript has a single exon. The record is from RefSeq and is a predicted model, not a curated record. Bases 77 to 3838 code for a protein of 1253 amino acids. Lineage: Eukaryota; Metazoa; Cnidaria; Anthozoa; Actiniaria; Aiptasiidae.
CAAUGUGUACGUUUCUCAACACGGAAGCGACACACCUUCAUGUGGUACAGACAUACAGCCCUGUAAGACUAUCGCCAUGGGGGUGUGGCUAGCAAAACAGCACGCGCGGGUCUACGUGGAUGGGACUGGGUCAGACACAACGCCAUUUUCUUGUAGAUCGUCCGCCAGUGAGAUACCAGGAAUUCUUUCUAAYAAGAGUCUAUCGAUGGUUGGUAUCCAUUCAAUGGUCCACGUCAAUUGCCAGGAAGGGUCASACSUUAGGUUCAUAAAAGGGAUGUCACAGAAUGAGACCAUUGUCAGUGUUAGUAAUUUUAAAUUUAUCAAUACCGCAAUACAAGGCCAGGAUGUAAGUCUUGAUGUCAAUGACUGUAUCUUUAAUGGUGCAUUACAAGCCAUAAAUCUGGUCCAGUCUACCAUCGGGCCAAUUACAUUGUUAUUUACUAACUCGCUAUGUGUGAAUGUUGGUUCCUGCAUGGCAGUUAGAGUUACGGGGCUUUCACAAMMAAGMAAUAGGAUAUCAAUUGGUGUAACCAAUAGCAACGUUGUUGCGUCAGGGUUAAAUAGCUAUAGCAGCAUACCUGCCGCAGUCGCUAUCCACGUGACCUCAAGUGGUACUUUGAACUACACAUCCUAUACCCAAGAGAAGUGGAUGGYUUGUGAUAUUACACUACGAAAUGUUUCUUUUCAAAAUAAUAUCUUCAAUGGCAUGGGYAUAGUSAAUGUGGAAUUGGUGUACGUUACUUCUCUGUAUGCAGAAAACGUCUUCGUCUACAAUAAUACUUUAGUGACGUCUCAAGAUGACGUCAUUCUAAAUUUUGGUGUUGCUGCUGAAGCUAGUGUUUAUAACCACACUAUGACCCUGACGAAUGUAACGUUUCUGCAGAACAAAGGAAAUUCUUAUAAAUUACCUCGGGCUAUUUAUGUGAGUGCAGUAGAUGACAUAUUGCUGAGUAUCCUAGCCUGUAGAUUUGAAAAUAAUUCUGGAAUAAUGACCUUAUUUCCAGGGAAUAAUAUUUACCUUAAUAUAGAAAAUACAAUAUUUGUUGACAACUUUGGGAAUGAUAAUCUCAUUUUUGUUUUUGGAAGAGCAAAUACAUUGGUAGCCAUCAAGGACUCAAUUUUUCAUAACAACUGGUGUGAAAAGUGCGACUUUGGAAUGAUAUCACUGCUCUCACAUUUUCAGAUCAAUGUCGUGAUUACGAACUGUCAUUUUGCCAAUACGCCAAGUUUAUUUAUGUUGUACAUCAACGGCUUGAAGCACGUUUUCUUCAAAAUGAUUAAUUCGGCAAUCAUUGGGAAUACUGAAACAGAAUCUAGUGGAUCUGUAUACAUUGUUGCUGAUGAUAUCGCUGAUGUUUCAUUCUCUAAUGUCACAUUUGAAGGCUGUGUAAAUGAUGGUUACAAGUAUGGUGGAGCGUUGUAUUUAAGCCUGACACAAGGAAACAUCAAUAUUARCUCUUGCAAGUUCAUUGGCAAUAGGUCACCAGCCAAGUCCGGUGGUGCAGUGGAGUUUCAAUUGCAAGGGGGUGAUUCACUCAUUGACCCAGGAUGUAUGCSGCCAGACCCUACUGGUACCCUCAUCGAUGAUGGUUACAGGCCUUACAGACGAUGGACUUACAAUGCUUCUGUAGUGAUCACAAAUACAAUAUUUGCGAACAAUAGUGCUGUUAACGGAGGGGCGUUGUCCUUGUCUGGGGGCAAGUAUACCAUUCGCGGCUGCACUUUUAUCGACAAUUUUGCGCAUGUGCAGGGUGGGCAUAUUUACUCCAUCACAGACUCAACCCGGCUUGAAAUACUCGACUCAACAUUUUUACAAAAAAUGUCACAAAUGAUUGUGAGUCAUGAAAAAGUGUACGGAACAAGUGUUGGUUUGUUUAUAUAUUCACUUAGUGUAGGCCCUUUGACGAUAUUCAAUACCAUGAUGAAAUCCGCGUGGUCACGUGACGUACACUUAAAAACUUUAAUCUUUAUCUCAAAGGGAAGCUUSAUUGAUUUUGGUGACAAUAAUCAAACGAUACUGAAAUGCCCAAGAGGAGGCAGCCUCGAAAUUCUCAAUUACACCACAAUCGUUGACACUGAAUAUCAAUCAAAACCUUGUAASAUUGCUUUAAGCCUAUUACAGUUUAACUGCAAAGCUUGUCCAAUCGAUACCUACAGUCUACAACACGGUYACAGCCUGGGAAUGACUACGAUCAGCAGUUUUAAAUGUUUGCCAUGCCCAUUCGGAGCGGYGUGYMAYAAYAARAUWUCMGCCAAACCCAACUAUUGGGGAUACGAAGUGGAAGAAAACCCUUCRGAGCUUAAYUUUACCCARUGUCCUUUGGGGUACUGYARCAUKACAGAUGCAAACGACUUYRYUGACUACAAUCGUUGUCUUGGUAACAGAAGUGGGACACUAUGUGGYCAUUGCAAGGAAAACUACAGCGAAACUCUGCUGACKCCAUUGUGUCGUCAUGACGAUGAAUGUAAMGACUACUGGUUGUUGGGCGUGGCCAUUUUCAUGGWAUUGCUGAUGGCUUUGUAUUURAUUCAUAAGCCAAGACUUUCGCACAUUYUCAAGAAGCAARUUUUGUGGUUCAAAUAUUUCCCUGAUAAUGUCGAAGAACAAGGGCCGGCARGUGAAGACAAUCGCGUCGCGGGGUCCGGAUAUUUGAAGRUAGUGUUCUAUUUCUACCAAGUAGCCAACAUUAUUCUCGUCACCACAUCGUACGAUAAUGCAAUUAAGUCRUACSUCCUGCAGCCURUCAUUGGCCUCUUCAACUUUCAAUUUCGCUUGUCCACAAGUGGUCUCCUUUGUCCAUUUCGUGGUCUCAAUGCAGUAACUAAACAGCUUCUGUUUGCYAGUCAGGUGUUUGGUGUUGUGGUCAUGAUUGCGGUUUGUUACUGCUUUCAUCGCAUACUGCGCUUGUGCAGGUCCAGGCCACCUCCUAACUUUGGACCUUACCUUGGCGCUGUCGUGGAAACACUGUUGCUAGGAUACGCUGUCUUUGCCCACACRUCUUUACARCUAUUGCAAUGUGUGCCAUUAGCAAGGGAUUGGCAACUGUUUAUCGAYGGUACCGUUUCAUGUUAUCAAUGGUGGCAGUACUUGUUGAUGGUGUUUGUUGGUACAGCGGUUGUACCUUUCAUCUUAACCCUCGCRCUUGGUUCUCAUUGGCUGCACAAGGGAAGUAUUUCUGUGAAAGAGUUUGUGCUUGGMUGCGUUCUUCCUCUACCAUACUUGAUGUACAAACUGAUUUCAUUGUCGCGUGGACCMCGCGAAGCAAACCAAGAGCCGCGCGAGUGGAGAGCAUCAGUUACGAGUGUUCUGUAUGGUCCUUUUCGUGUUCCAAAGGAUGACAGUWUUGGUGCCGUCUACUGGGAAAGCAUUCUGAUAUUCAGACGGCUGAUUCUUAUUGUAAUCUACGUUUUUGUACGAGAUCCUUUGUCCAAGGAACUGUUACUKACGUUUGCWARUGUAAUCAUCCUUUGUCAUCACAUUAUUGUACGGCCAUUCCAUGACGUAACUGAAAAUAUCAUGGAGAUGAUGUCAUUGUUUUUCUUGUUCUCAUUAGCGUCCAUCAACACCUUCAAAGCAAGCUUCAUUUCAAUUGGAGCAGAGCAAAAAGGUCCCCUUUCAUCGUUCGGGCAUAUCAUGGACUGGAUUCAAAUCAUCAUCUUAAUGGCGCUUCCAGGCCUGUGUCUAUUGGUUGUUCUAGCGGCCAUUGUGUCCCAGAUCAUUCGCCUUGUUAUCAAAGUCUUGUCUUACAUUAAGCUAAAAUGCAUCAGGUCACGUGAUGUGCUUGUGAUUGAUGACAUGGACAGCAAUUCGCUGGAACAUUACAGUAACACUGAUUAGUAUGUUAGAGGUUAAGCCUGUUGCUCAUUUUGUGUAAAAGUAAUUGUUUUGAGUUUGCAUUAGGAACGAUAGUCUUGCCGUUCUUUUCUGGCACUAAAUUACAAAUUUUGAAUGCUUUCCAAUUUUCUUAUAAAAAGCCGAAUUAUACAUUGUUUUUAAAAACACAGUUUUUGCCUUGAACUAUUAUAUAACACUAUAUUUUGCCUUUAAAGCUCCAGAAACUUGAUUAUAAAAAAAUGUUUAGAGAGGAUUAAAUUUGAGAAAUAAGUUUGGCAACUCUGGUCUUAAUGACAUUCAAAUCAAAUUACAAGUACCCAAUCCUAACACCAAACCUAAAGCUCUAAAACUUUGUUGACAAGAUGAGUCUUUCGUAGCCUCUUCCAGGCAUCACUAAGAGUMAUGGGCUUCCUGUCUUUUUCUUGGAGCCAGAACAGGAAGGGAGAAUGGGAGCAAAUGAAGAAGAGUGUGUGCCACCUCUUUGCUCCUCCUGUUAUUUUUCCAUACUAGUCCCUAGUGGUCAAGAUUACCACUACAAAGGAAGUCUGGAGAAAAAAAAGAAGAAGUUGCCUUGGGAGGAGUGAAUUAGCAYUAUGAAUGAGGUAAUUCCUAAUAUCAAAAGGAUAAAAUUCAUAGAAAUCUAAUGAUGCUCUUUAUCCACCCUAAAAUGCACAGAUCACC